Molecule: messenger RNA, 1791 nt
Organism: Colletotrichum karsti
Lineage: Eukaryota; Fungi; Ascomycota; Sordariomycetes; Glomerellales; Glomerellaceae
Product: heterokaryon incompatibility protein
Exons: 1
Coding region: 1-1791 (596 amino acids)
Source: RefSeq, a predicted model, not a curated record
AUGGACGACUGGCACGACUCGUCCUGCAAGAAGCCGGACAUCUUGGCUGGCGAAGGCUUUGUGAGCUGCCUGAAGUGCGGAUCUUAUGGGACGGCGGCUGAGGCGACCACAUCAGGGACCGGCGAUGAUUCGACUGCGAUGCCCAGGCCGAUCUAUGAGCCCCUGGAAGAAAAGACAGACAUCCGACUGCUGAAAGUCGAACCUGGCGAAUUCGAAGAUCCGAUCCAAUGCAGCAUUUUCCUAAGUAGCACGACGAGUCAAGCUGAAUAUGAGGCAAUAUCCUACACUUGGGGUGGCGAGGACAAUAACAUGGGGGAAACGGGUAGUAUAAGACUCGGCGAGAAGACAUUCUGCGUCACACCAAACUGCGAGUCCGCUCUGCGCCACAUCAGGAGCAAAUUCACCCGCAAAACCGUCUGGAUCGACGCCAUCUGCAUCAACCAGGACGACGUGAACGAAAGGGGUCACCAGGUCCGCGUGAUGCCCCAGAUAUACUCAGGCGCCCGGCAAGUUCUUAUAUAUAUAGGCGAAGCUAGCCCACAGGAUCAGGAACUCUUUAACUUCCUGUCCGGGAAGCCAGAUGACUGCACGACGCACUGGCAACUGCAGUUCACUGUGGUGGAGCUCUUGAAGCGUCGGUACUUCUCCCGGGUCUGGAUCCUUCAGGAGAUCGCGCUAGCCAGGAAAGCCACUCUGAUCUGCGGUCAAAAUGCGUUACCCUGGUCAUCAAUGCGGAUUUCGUGGCUGGUUGAGCUGAGUUUGCUCUCGAGCCCGCCAGACAUGACGCAACUCCCACCAGCCCUCAGCCUCCGCGCGCCUGCAUACAGAGACUCGAGCAACCUUCUCGAUCUGCUAGACCUAGCUCGCAAGAGCCAGGCUACGGACCCAAGGGACAAGGUUUUUGCCGUCUACGGACUGAUGUUUCUCGCGGAAAAGGACGGGCUCGUGGCCGACUACACCAAGUCCACGGAGGACGUUUUCAUCGACGUUGCGACCUGGAUUGCCAGAAGUUUCGGUCUACCAGCGCUACUUGCGAGAACUGUAGAUGUGAACCAGCCUGACGAGAACGCAGAGGCGGAUAUGCAUCAGUGGGAUAACUCGUCGCUGCCCAUGUGGGUGCCUGACUGGACAAAACGCACGACCCCGUAUACCUACCAGAAUAGUUAUGUGCCAGGGCUAACAUUGCGCUACGGUUGGGAUUUGAGUCUCAUGGCGCCGAAAAUUCAAUCGGCCAGAAUGAGUCCCUUCAUCAGGAUAUGUCGCGAAAGCAUUGCCUUCACGGGCUUCAAAUUAGGAUCAAUCUCCAACGUGGUCCAAGACGUGAUGGAGCCUGGAGAGAGUCGUAAUGGAGUUGUUUCCUUCUCGCCCUGGAACUAUUUCGAGCUCUGCCUGGACGAACAUGGAUCCUUACGACCAAAAUCCAUCAAGGAGCACAUAAUCACGCCUGCCUCGUUAGCCGGUCACCGCUAUUAUGAGCGGAGUUGUAUCUACCUCGUCCCAGAGCCUGCGGACUACGGGGCCUUCCUCUUCGAGGAGCCUGGUUUGGUGUCUGUGAGGUUCGGCGGAGAUGGGGUUUCCUGGACGCACGUGAGCCCUUUUGGGAUAACGACCACUGGACGCUUCGCAAAUCUUGCGGUUUGCUGCUGGGAAUCGGAUGCGGUUGAGGCAAGGACGAUUUGUGGGAUGUUGUAUUUGGCGAGAAGUUGGGGUACUUGGGAAACUGGCCAGUUUGAAACUGUUGUGGCUUCGCAAGCAUUCCUGUCGUCCUGGAUAGCAUGGGGUAGACCUUAG